AUGAAGACUGCAAAACAUUGGCGCACUCAAGCCGAGAGUGCGAUGCGCAAGACGGCAGCCGUACGUGGGUUCACAAUCUUCGGGUCUCCGCCGCCCAUGGGCGUGGGUGGCGGUGGUGCGGGCAUGAAAGGCAUGUUGGGGAGCUCGGGCAGUGUCGGGUUAAGCGCGGAGAUGGGCGUGGAGGCGGUGGGUGCGGCCGAAAGGGGCUUCCACGAGUGCUCUGUGUGCGGGCGCGGCUUCGAGCGCCGCUGGCUACUCACACGCCACCUGCGCACCCACACCGGCGAGAAGCCCUACCAGUGCGCCUUCUGCCCCUUCCGCAGCGCACAGCGGUACAACAUCGUCACGCACACGGUCAAGAGGCACCCGGAGGCCGUGCCCACGCAAGGGCACACGCUGCCCAUGGCCGGGGCCAGGCAGGAGUGGGGGCACAAGGACCUGUGA
This is a messenger RNA of Penaeus monodon (black tiger shrimp), 444 nucleotides long. Its product is annotated as zinc finger protein 316-like. The record is from RefSeq and is a predicted model, not a curated record. The coding region runs from base 1 to 444 and encodes 147 amino acids. The transcript is spliced from 2 exons. Gene Ontology annotation, biological process: regulation of transcription by RNA polymerase II. NCBI's taxonomy places the organism in Eukaryota, Metazoa, Arthropoda, Malacostraca, Decapoda, Penaeidae. Gene Ontology annotation, molecular function: DNA-binding transcription factor activity; RNA polymerase II cis-regulatory region sequence-specific DNA binding.